Molecule: messenger RNA, 7508 nt
Organism: Podarcis muralis (Common wall lizard)
Lineage: Eukaryota; Metazoa; Chordata; Lepidosauria; Squamata; Lacertidae
Gene: IDE
Product: insulin degrading enzyme
Biological process (GO): peptide catabolic process; amyloid-beta metabolic process; hormone catabolic process
Cellular component (GO): mitochondrion; peroxisomal matrix; cytosol
Molecular function (GO): metal ion binding; metalloendopeptidase activity
Source: RefSeq, a predicted model, not a curated record
CCCAUGUGCCAGUUCCUUUCGCACGUGCAUGCUUUUAACUCGGAAGUUAAAACGGGGUCGACUAUCGAAGCAAAGCGUGCAAAGGGCGAGUGUCUUAGAAACCAGGCUGUCAUCAUUCUCCAUAACGGGAAUCCCUCCACCCCGCGAUCGAGAAGAGCAGCAGACAGCUCGGCGGCCUUUUGCUCCUUUUAUACCGCAGCAGCAGCAACAGGCGCUUUCCCGCCGCGUCGCUUCUGCAGCCGCCGCCGCCGCCGCCCUCGGUCUCUCUUUUAGCGGUCCCUCCGCAGGAAGGCGACUUGGUUCCCCUUGGCCCCAGGCUUCAGCAAGCAACACACAACAAAAUGAGUCAUCUUGCUAUUAAAAGAAUAGCAAAUGAUAUUAUCAAAUCACCUGAAGAUAAACGAGAGUAUCGUGGGCUAGAACUGGCAAAUGGCAUCAAGGCAAUGCUUAUCAGUGACCCCACUACAGACAAGUCUUCAGCUGCACUUGAUGUACACAUAGGGUCAUUAUCUGAUCCCCCUAACAUUGCUGGGUUAAGCCAUUUUUGUGAACAUAUGCUUUUUUUGGGAACUGAGAAAUACCCAAAAGAAAAUGAGUACAGCCAAUUUCUCAGUGAACAUGCAGGAAGUUCAAAUGCUUUUACCAGUGGAGAACACACCAACUUUUAUUUUGAUGUAUCACAUGAGCACUUGGAAGGUGCCCUGGACAGGUUUGCUCAGUUUUUCUUGUGCCCUCUGUUUGAUGAAAGCUGCAAAGACAGAGAAGUGAAUGCUGUUGAUUCUGAGCAUGAGAAGAAUUUAAUGAAUGAUGCUUGGAGACUAUUUCAGCUGGAAAAGGCUACUGGAAAUCCCAAUCACCCCUUCAGUAAAUUUGGAACAGGAAGCAAAUUCACUUUGGAAACUAGACCAAACCAAGAAGGAAUAGAUGUAAGACAAGAGUUAUUGAAGUUUCACUCCACUUAUUAUUCAUCAAAUUUAAUGGCUGUUUGUGUUCUAGGACGAGAAUCUUUAGAUGAGCUAACAGGUUUGGUAGUGAAGCUAUUCUCUGAAGUAGAGAACAAAAACGUUCCAUUACCAGAAUUCCCUGAACAUCCUUUCCAGGAAGAACAUCUCAGGCAACUUUACCAAGUGGUACCUAUCAAAGACAUUAGAAAUCUUUACGUCACGUUUCCAAUACCAGAUCUUCAGAAGUACUAUAAAUCAAACCCUGGCCAUUAUCUUGGCCAUCUUAUUGGUCAUGAAGGUCCAGGAAGUCUUCUAUCAGAACUCAAAGCUAAAGGCUGGGUAAAUACCCUGGUUGGAGGACAAAAAGAAGGUGCUAGAGGUUUCAUGUUUUUCAUCAUAAAUGUUGACCUCACAGAAGAAGGACUUUUACACGUGGAGGAUAUUAUCUUGCACAUGUUUCAGUAUAUACAAAAACUACGUACAGAAGGACCUCAAGAGUGGGUUUUCCAAGAAUGUAAGGAUUUAAAUGCUGUAGCCUUCAGGUUUAAAGAUAAGGAAAGACCCCGGGGUUAUACAUCAAAAGUUGCUGGGAUUCUUCACUACUAUCCUAUAGAAGAAGUUCUUGCUGCAGAAUAUUUACUUGAAGAAUUUAGGCCUGAUUUAAUAGAAAUGGUAUUGGAUAAAUUAAGACCUGAAAAUGUCCGGGUUGCAAUCGUUUCUAAGUCUUUUGAAGGAAAAACUGAUAGAACAGAAAAAUGGUAUGGAACCCAGUACAAGCAAGAGGCAAUUUCUGAUGAAGUCAUUAAGAAAUGGCAAAAUGCUGACCUCAAUGGGAAAUUCAAGCUGCCAAUGAAGAAUGAAUUUAUCCCUACUAACUUUGAAAUUGUACCUUUAGAGAAGGAUGCACCACAGUAUCCUACUCUUAUCAAGGACACUGCUAUGUGCAAGCUAUGGUUCAAGCAAGAUGACAAAUUUUUCCUACCCAAAGCUUGUCUCAACUUUGAAUUUUUCAGCCCAUUUGCUUACGUGGAUCCCUUGCAUUGUAACAUGGCCUAUUUGUACCUUGAGCUACUCAAAGACUCCCUCAACGAGUAUGCAUAUGCAGCAGAGCUAGCUGGCUUGAACUAUGAUCUCCAAAAUACCAUCUAUGGGAUGUAUCUUUCCGUAAAAGGUUACAAUGACAAGCAGCAUAUCCUGCUCAAGAAGAUUGUUGAGAAAAUGGCUACCUUUGAGAUUGAUGAAAAAAGAUUUGAAAUUAUCAAGGAGGCGUACAUGCGAUCGCUUAAUAACUUCCGAGCUGAACAACCACACCAGCAUGCCAUGUAUUACCUCCGACUACUGAUGACGGAAGUUGCCUGGACCAAAGAUGAAUUAAAAGAAGCUUUAGACGAUGUCACCCUUCCCCGUCUCAAGGCCUUUAUUUCUCAGCUGUUGUCACGGUUACACAUUGAAGCACUUCUCCAUGGCAAUAUAACAAAACAGGCUGCAUUAGGAAUUAUGCAAAUGAUUGAAGACACUCUCAUUGAGCAUGCUCAUACAAAACCUUUGCUUCCAAGCCAGCUUGUAAGGUAUAGAGAAGUACAGCUGCCUGACAGAGGUUGGUUCGUCUAUCAACAGAGGAACGAGGUUCAUAACAAUUGUGGCAUUGAAAUAUAUUAUCAAACAGAUAUGCAAAGCACCUCAGAGAAUAUGUUUUUGGAGCUCUUCUGUCAAAUCAUCUCAGAGCCUUGCUUCAAUACCCUGCGCACUAAAGAACAGUUAGGUUACAUUGUGUUCAGUGGUCCACGGCGGGCAAAUGGUAUCCAAGGACUACGAUUUAUCAUCCAGUCAGAAAAACCUCCACACUACUUGGAGAGCAGGGUUGAAGCUUUUUUAAAAACCAUGGAGAAGAGUAUAGAGGACAUGUCUGAUGAAGCCUUCCAGAAGCACAUCCAGGCUUUAGCAAUUCGUCGCCUUGACAAACCAAAGAAACUGUCUGCCGAGUGUGCAAAAUACUGGGGCGAAAUUAUUUCCCAGCAAUAUAACUUUGACAGAGAUAACAUUGAAGUGGCAUAUCUCAAAACUCUUACUAAGGAUGAUAUUAUGCACUUUUAUAAGGAGAUGUUAUCAGUUGAUGCUCAAAGAAGGCACAAAGUAUCCGUGCAUGUACUAGCACGGGAAAUGGAUUCCUGCCCUGUUGUGGGAGAAUUUCCAUCUCAGAAUGAUGUCAACCUGGCACCAGCUCCACCACUGCCACAGCCAGACGUGAUUCAGAAUAUGACAGAGUUCAAACGCAGCCUGCCACUCUUUCCUCUGGUGAAGCCACAUAUCAAUUUCAUGGCUGCAAAACUGUGAAGAACCUUUGCUGGGUGAAGAACUGGAAGUGGAAGAGUCUUGUAUGACUUCAGUGGAUUUUCAUAAUGAACCAACAUCUUAAGCUCUUGUUAGGACAAACAAUCCUGUCCAUUAUGAGGGUUCCUGAUUCCUUCUAGGUUCAUUCGGCAUUUCUGGUGUGAUAGGGUUACAGCAAAUUAGGCAAAUAGGCUGUAGUCAUGCGUCAUGUUUAUUGUAGAGCCACUCUUGGAAACCAAAAUCAAGUGGUAUAUUCAAAGGUCUGUGUAGGUAUGGUAUAUUUUACAAUAGUGAGGCCCUUUUAAAGGUUUUGUUUGCAUAAUGGAAUAUGAAGAAGCUUACUGAACAAACUGGUGUUAUUUUAAAGGCCCUUCCUUUUCUUAUGGAAAGUCAUUAAGAUUAAGCAAUUUAUUGGAUGUGGAGGAACGAAACAUUAUUAAAAUGCACAUACUGAUUUUUAAAGAAAAGACUUAAGCAUAUUGAUCCUCAGAGCAGCCAACCAUUUAGGUACUAUAUAAAUCAGUGGAAAUGAGGGGGAAACGUCAACAGAUAUAUUUCAGAUAAGUUACCAGGCAUAUUGACAUAGUUUUAAUCUUUAUACACAUUUGAGGACAUUUUUUAAUAUUCAGACUAGUAAAAUGCUGGAAACACCUGGCUAGCCACCCUUUUCUUGCCCAGAGUGUUACCUUCUGCUUGUAACCCUUGUGUUUUCUCAGGGUUACUUGGAAAAUGUUUCAUUUGCAUAAAUAAAAUCGUUUUGGCGCUUUUUCUUCCGGUUGUUCAUGUAUUGUUUUUAGAUAUCUCAUCAAACUUGCCCUCUCUUGUUGGGUAUGUGACUUGUUGAAAAGGCUAUCAGUGACCCUUAAUAGGUGUUUAAGCUGUGGACAUGGGGCAGACUUCUGUGAGAAGGCAUAAAAUGGAAAUCUUAGUCUUUGUCACAAAGACACAGCACAGUGUGUGCCUGAUUCCAUAAAUGCACCAUUUGAAUGUCCGGAACAGGGUGGCCCUUCAAGGCAUGUGAUACAACAAUACCUUAAUCUGACCUACCACUGUUUUUGCAGCUCUUGGUGCAAGCUUUCAAGCUUUAUCAGGCUUAGAUAUUUUAAAGUGACAGGGAAGAAGAAAUCCCAGAACAAAUGGAAGGUUAGCAUUUGCUUAGCCAUGCCAGCAAUUAAACGUCAGCUCAAUAGGGGAACAUCACAUUGAGCCUGACCAAGGCAAACUUCCCUGCGCUUAAAAGCUUGCAGCCAGUAUUUUAAACACGGUUUAAAUGCUUAUCCUGGAUCAUUUUUAUUUGACACUUCAGGCAUCUGCAAUGCAAUAAUAGCACAAUUUAAUAAUCAGGAUACAGGAAGUUGGUGCCAACUGCUUUCUAGGAAAACAGCACAAAGCAGAGAUUUGUAUGCAAAAUAAACAGGAAUGAUAAAAUAGAAUAAUUUUUUCAUCUCUAGCCUAUUGGUUUUAGUGGAGGUUGUGCUACUAAAAGCUCAUAGGAAGACAAGGGAGCCAGGUGCUGAAGUUUUCUUAAUCUGGUUUUUGGAGAGAAAAGGCAUACAUUUACCAAAGUAAUACGUCUUUUAAAUGCUGGCUUUUUUCCAAGUUUGUUAUACAGAUUCUAAGUCUGAAGUAUUUCAAAGAUCCCAAUGGAUUUCUAGUCUCAGCUUGGUUUUCUAAGAGAAAAUGUGCCUCCUACUUCAGAAAUCUGACCUGCAUAGCACUAAUCGUAUAAGAGCACUGGUUACAUGCUUUGCAGUCUGAGGCUGGAAUCUGAAUGUCUUGGCUACCCCGUCCACUGUUUUGUUUUAUUAGUUCCAAUGUUGAUUGCCUUGUGAAUUGUCAGAAUAAAAUUGUGUGUUGCAUUUUCCUGGAGAUAUGAUAUAUAAUAUCCGAGUAGGAAGUAAACAGCUAACCUUGGGACAUAGAAUUAACCUGCCUGUAUCUUUAAAGGGCGCAAUGUUUUAUCAUUGCUGUAUUUUACCCUGUUAAGGUUCAAGGCCCCUCCUGCAUCUUACAGCAAUGCAGUGAGUUAAAAGAAAUAGGACAUAAUUUCUCAGGGAGUGUUAAUGCUAUUGAACAUUAACCCUUCACGUCCAACAAGUUCAUUACUCAUUAUGGCUGGCAUCAUGGUAAAGAGGUCAUUUGAUUGUUUUGUUACACAGAAAGCUGUAGCUUUUUAUGUGAUACAGAUGAUAGGUUUUCCACUCCCUUCCUAACCUGCUCAAAAACUGAAAACACGACAAGGAAUCAGAUGAACACUUCAUGUGAUAAGUGGCAUUAGACAUGACACACGCUCCAUGGAUAUUGUCAUAUCAAUUAUACCUUGAUACUUAAUUAUACAGCAAACUUUGUUUACAGGAUGCAAGCUAUGACGGAGGCAUCAUUGGAGUUUAAUUAUGCUAGUAUUGUUGCAUAUGCAUGCAAUCUGUUCAGGGAUUUCCUCAUCCAAUCCAAGCAAGGUUGCACAGGAACAAGACUUACAGAAUUUUAUCCAGGAAGCUUUUAAUUCGUUAUCUAGGGGGAAAGACCCUGUUUGUGGCAAAUAGUGUGUGUGAAAAAGAACCAUCAAAUAAUUUCUGUCCUUAGGGAACACCGGCUAAGAGAUGCACAGGAUUUCAAUAGUGGUUUAUGCUAUUCACACCCAAAACGUUGGCAUACCCAUGGUGAUUCCCAUUUUGUGUUAAACGUCUGUGCUGGUAACUUUCUCUCAGCGAGAACACACUUUGGGAAUUGUAUGCUUAGUUCCCUGUAAUAGAACAUUGGGCAUGAGUAAAUGUUUGGUCAGUCCCAAGAAUGACUUCAGAAUGCUGCAGUGGUCUUAAUCUCAUUUCUCCCACUCUUCCGUCAAUAGUGUAAAAAAACAUUUUGCUGGAAAUCUUGGAGGAGUGGAGUGAACAUGUUGGAAAACGUGCCAUUUUACUGUUGCGUUGCCAGCUGUCAACAAAAAAAUGCUACUUUUUUUUCAUUCGUACAUACCAUAUUUCUCUCCACUGUGCUUUUCACAAAUAUUUAAAAGGUUUUAGAUUUUUCCUCACAAAUACCUCAUUUUUAUAAGUUUAGCUCCCCCCCUUUUUUUGUUAAAAUCAUUUGCACAACUAUUUUAAAGAGAUUGGAACGCACACUGCAAAAAUUAUAUAUUUUGAGACUUGUUAAAACGUGCACAACUCUCAAGAAGAACCCAAUGACUUUGGUAGAAAAUCAGUUCAUGAAAUAGAUAAUUCCUAAUGCAAUAUUUUAGAAUUUAUAUGACAACUUACACAUUGAUGGAAAUUGCUCCCCUUAUUUUUGUAGAGCAAGCAUGAAACCACUUUCCAGGGAACUGGUUGAAUACAAGUCUGUUCACUGCACGCUCCAAAGUGAUUUCAUGAUUGCCAAACUGAAUGUUUUUUUUAAAAAAAAUGCUGGGGUUACAACAUAAGCAGAACAUUCUUUUUUGUGGCGUGAUACUGGUCCAGUUUGCACAUAGCACCACUAAACCAUGGGCAAGACUCAGUGAGCGCCCAUGUCCCCCCUUCGCUCCUCCACAGCCAAGAGGAGGACUUCUGCCGAGUUUGGUUUCACUUCUAAAACAUAUUGUCUUAGUCUUACCUACCAACCAGGAUUGCUGGUUUAAAACAUUGUGUCUAAUUUAAUUAGCCAACUGCAUAACUCAUAGUUUGAAGUUGGCUUGUUAUGAAACUGACUACAGUUUCAUGUGUGCAUGCAGUUCACCAUUUGUGGCCCCUCAGCAUCCUGAACUAUAUUUAUUUAUUCACUACUUAUAGGAAUGGCCAAGGCGGCUAGCAAAAUAUAUAAACAGUAUCGUAAAAAUAAAUAAAAAUCCAUUGUACAAUGAACCUUUAUUCUGAAAUAUCAUGAAGUCAGUGUGUCCACAUGCUGUGAAUGCCAAUGUGUCCAGUAGAGAGACUAAAUUUCUUUUUAAGUGUUCUCCAGCAUUUUAUGAUUUCCAAGUUUGGUAGAACAAAAUGCAGUUUGAUAACUCAGGCAUAUCAGUGGAUUCUCUCCAGUAGAUCCAAAGCUGCAGUGUCAACAAGCAAUAACAAACUACCUAGACUACACUGUAAUUCAGUUUUAGUGCUCGUUAACAAAAUUUAUGUAACAAAUCAUAAAUUAUGACUAGACUACUGUAAUUUUUGCAAGUGCUAUUUUGAGCAGUUAAUGUGGAAUUGGGUGCAUGUUGAACACAAUAUGACAGAGUGCUUGUCAUACUCUUGACAAUAAACAAUCUGAAUAUAA